Messenger RNA from Microdochium trichocladiopsis, 1627 nucleotides. RefSeq names its product kinase-like domain-containing protein. NCBI's taxonomy places the organism in Eukaryota, Fungi, Ascomycota, Sordariomycetes, Xylariales, Microdochiaceae. Gene Ontology annotation, biological process: spliceosomal complex assembly; regulation of mRNA processing; protein phosphorylation. The transcript is spliced from 2 exons. The record is from RefSeq and is a predicted model, not a curated record. The coding region runs from base 104 to 1495 and encodes 463 amino acids. Gene Ontology annotation, molecular function: protein kinase activity; ATP binding.
CACGUCUUCAAUCAUCAGAAACAGGUGCACCUGCCUCCAGACCGACUAUUCAGUCUUCAGUUUCACCCAGUACCAAAAAGCAGCGAUCUCUCAUGCGCUGCAGAUGAGUGCUUGGCGUCAGGUCAUUUCGUGGCGCGCGACAACCCCAAAGGUCUGCUCUUUGAGCCCCUGUUUUCUACGGCGCAUAGGAUCCAGCUUCCUCCAAUCACAUUACUCGACUAUGUCAGCACCGCCUGUUGAGUACGGAUACGUCGAUAGAGUAGAGCAUCUCAGCGACUACCGACCGGGUGGCUAUCAUCCAAUUCACAUCGACGAUCGGCUUGACAAACGAUAUCGAAUAGUGCACAAGCUCGGCCACGGCACAUUCUCCACUGCCUGGCUUGCCGUCGACGAGAAGACAUCAAAAUAUGUCGCCAUCAAAGUCGGCACCGCGGACUCGGAUUGCACUGAGGUUGAUAUUCUCUCCCAGCUCACACAGAGCGCUGCAAGCUACAUCGACUCGGAAGACAAGCUGUCGCUGAUUCCUGUCGUUCUUGAUCGCUUCGAUCUCAGCGGGCCCAAUGGCACUCAUCCGUGUCUCGUGACCCUUCCAGCACGAUGCAGCUUGCGGGAUGCAAGGGAGGCAUCAGGCAGCUCCUUAUUUCAGCUUGAUGUUGCCAGAUCUCUUGCUGCGCAACUAGUCAUGGCCGUAUCCCUCGUCCACUCACAGGGUUAUGCCCAUGGAGAUCUUCAUCUCGGCAAUCUUCUUUUACAACUGCCCUCAUCCCUCAACAACUUAUCGAUACAGCAACUGUAUGCACGGUACGGGGAGCCGGAGCAAGAGCCAGUAGUUCGUCUCGACACCCAGGCAGCAUCAAUGGACCCCGGGGUUCCUUCCUAUGCAGUGCCUUCAGUGUGGCUGGGCAUACAAAGCAAUGAGAUUACCCUAGGCGAGGCGAAGCUCAUACUGAGCGACUUUGGAGUUACCUUCCGCCCCGGCGACAAGUCUCGAUUCGAGUCAUACACACCCCUUGUACUCCGCCCACCCGAGGCAUUCUUUGAGCCAGCAACGCCCCUCACAUUUGCCUCUGACAUUUGGAGCCUGGGUUGUGUGAUUUUUGAGCUCCUCGCCCAUAGGUCGCUCAUCGACGGGUUCCUCGCACCACAGGACGAGAUCACGGCUCAGCAGGUAGAACUGCAGGGUCCCAUGCCACCUGAGUGGUGGGUAAAAUGGGAGAAGCGAUCGAAGUGGUACGAUGAAGCGGGCAAGCCCUUGAGCAAUGCGUCCGAUAUCUGGUCAUGGGAACGACGGUUCGAGCAGUGGGUACAAAACCCGCGACAGUCUAGGGAUAUGGAAACGAUUCGUGAGGACGAGCGGGAUGCGCUGUUCAAAUUCCUGGGGUGGAUGCUUGCAUGGAGGCCAAGCGAGCGACCAGAUGUAAAGAAGGUGCUGGAGACAGAUUGGAUGACGAGGUGGGCUUUGCCAGCAUACCAGAAAGGCUUGGAGGGGCAUUGACCUUCACCGAACUGACCGAGAGAGCUGAAGUGAGGCCAUAUAUUUCUACGCAAAACACAAGGCGAUCAGCACAGCUCAAUGUGCCACAGCGUUGUUCCAAGAAACUGUUGAUCGCCCGCUGCACCUUUUCAC